AUCCCAUUAUUCUCUUGCGGCCCACACUGCGCAUGCGUGAACGAUGUGUACGGAAGUGCUGCUCCUGGAGGAGGAGGAGGGUGAACUGAAAUGUUUAAACACGUUUUUCUAACGGGACCUCCAGGUGUGGGGAAAACCACCCUGGUCCGGAACGCUUGUGAAGCUCUGGCGUCAUCAGGAGUAGGAGUGGAGGGCUUUUACACGGAGGAGGUCAGGGAGGGAGGCAGGAGGGUCGGCUUUGAUGUGGUCACACUCACAGGAGACAGGGGCCACCUGUCCAGAGUCAGGGACGGUGCUGGUGGCUCUCAGGGCAGACGGGAGUACGCAGUGGGACAGUAUGUGGUUGAUUUGCCUUCAUUUGAGAGUCUGGCUCUGCCUCUCUUCAGAAAUCUGGGCUCAGCAGAGAGGGGCAGCAGGAAGGUGUUCGUAAUCGAUGAGAUCGGUAAAAUGGAGCUCUUCAGCCAGUCGUUCAUCAGAGCGGUGCGACAGACUUUAGACUCUUCUUCAUGCGCUGUCCUGGGCACCAUCCCCACCCCCAAAGGCAAACCGCUGGGUCUGGUUGAGGAGGUGCGGAGCAGGACAGAUGUCAAGGUUUUCACCGUGUCCAGGGAGAACAGAAACGCUAUUCUACAAGACAUUUUAACAACUCUUGGGGAAUGUUUAAAGCCUUCAACAUGAAGGGAAUCUCCUGCAGUUGCUUUGUUUUUGUGCUCCGUGUCACCUCACAUAUCCAAGCUAUUUAAAAAAUCUGGUGGUUAACAGCGAGGUGGUGACCUAGAGCAGCAAGAUGAGAGCCGUCAGAGUGGUUAGUGUGUCACAUGCAUGUAUUUAUGUAUGCAAUAUCUUUUUCUUAUGGAUUUCCUUCUGAGUAAGUAAUUGUGAGGUGGAAGGGGAGGGUGCAUUGUUCAGCUGAGUUCUCGUUAGUCACCAAGGCCAAAACUGUUUGGCUCCAAAAAGCAGCUGAAGGAGUUCAGUUUUCUUCAUUAGACUGGAAAAGUGAUGCUUGUUUAAAUAAAGAACAAAAAGCA
Messenger RNA from Nothobranchius furzeri (turquoise killifish), 1028 nucleotides. RefSeq names its product nucleoside-triphosphatase, cancer-related (gene ntpcr). Lineage: Eukaryota; Metazoa; Chordata; Actinopteri; Cyprinodontiformes; Nothobranchiidae. Gene Ontology annotation, molecular function: ATP hydrolysis activity. The record is from RefSeq and is a predicted model, not a curated record.